AUGGCGUCAACAUUCAGGCAAGGCUCGGAGACGGCAGAGAACUCUUUGGCAAAUCAUUGGGGACAGCUGAUCUUUACCCACGACAGUAAACCCCCUGUUUUAAUCAGCAAAGAGGUUGUAAGAUUAGGACGAAAGGAAGGUUAGAAAGACCAAAGAUUGUGCACAGAUUUAAGCUUAUAUGCAGUCAUGUAAGCUGGCUCACAAUUUUUACUUGAAUGCUUUGAAAAAGCUAAGUCUUAUAAUUUGUUACGUAUUUGACAGAUUGUGAUAUCAGUUUUGCUGGAUGUAAAUUUGUAUCUGGUCAUCACUGCAGUUUGUCAAGAGAUCCUGAUGGUAAAAUCUGGAUUGAGGACGUCAGGUAUAGACGUAUAUAAUUCCCUGCCAGCGCUCUAAUCAGGUCGCUUUUCCUUCCGGGUGAAGAAAGGUCCCCCUCUUUGGACCAGGUCCAUGGACCGCUUUCAUGGACCGGGUCCAUGGACGCCCUGUCAUGGACCAGGUCCAUGGACAGUUUUUUUUUAUUUUAAUAAGGUUUUGCACCAGGUCCAUGGGCACUCAAAAACAGAAAUAGUGCCAAAAAAAGAUUUGACGAGAUACUGUCAACCAAUGCUCACGAUUGAUCACAAAUAUUUAGUUGUGCAUGACGUACACUCUGCCUGCACAUGUGCAGGCGCAAGACUGUUAAAUUAAGCUAAUUUGAAAGUUAUCACCAAGAGAGGAAUUACGCGCUCCAGUCCAAAGACUCGUAUCACCCUUAGAAAAAUAAGCUGGAGUUAAGAAUUCAUUGCUUUUAGAGCAAUCAUGACUGAGUCACAUCGCAAUUCUCCAUAGUUGAUGUAGCUUCAGUUUAAGCAACAAUCCAAUGCCACUUCUUCUUCUUCGAGAUCUGGAUCUGUAAAUCACUAUCCAUGAGAAUUUAUAAUCAUCCUGCUAAAAGAGCUAAGGAGCCUUUUAAUCAGCUGCAAUGAACAGCUUUACAUUUUAAAAGAGGUAGAAAAUCAAUAUGUGUCACGACCUCUCAGUAUGAAAUAAGCGGCAAAAAUUCACAUUUGCUCAGUCAAAAGGUUUUCCUCCGAAGCAUAAUCUACCCAUCAGAGAAAACAAUUCAUUGGAACAGGCAGCAUUUUGGCAUGAGGUACCNCCCCCCCCCCCCCGCCCUUUUUUACACUAUGUAAGCUCAAUUAUAAACAUUACUGAUCAAUCGAGCAUUGUUUGUUGUUGUUGUUGUUUUUUAACCUUAUUUUUACACUAUUUCUGUUUCUGUUCAUUUCUCAUUAUUAAAAAAAAACUGUCCAUGGACCUGGUCCAUGACAGGGGGUCCAUGGACCCAGUCCAUGAAAGUGGUCCAUGGACCCAGUCCAAAGUGGGGGUCUAUGGACCCCUGGUCCAUGCUUUGUCCUCACCCAAAAGAAACAGCUAGUCCACUUAAAAUAGCCACAGAAUUUCUUUUUCUGAAAAAUGCCCAAAGAAAAAAUUGUAAAUAGUUUUAAAUAAAUGUAAUUAAUAAAUAGCUAAGCCUAUCUACAAAAUUAAUUAUGUUGGUGUUUCUUUUAGCACCAAUGGGUCUUUGCUGAAUGGAAAGAAAAUUACAAAAAAUGAGGUAAAAAGAAUUUGUGUCACUAAUUCAAUGACUGUUUCUGUUAAGUCAAUAUUGUCAUUCCAAGCUGUCACUUAAAUUUUAUGUUGCUAGGUCCAUGCAAAAAUGAUGCAGUGGGGUUUAUUUUUCUUUUGUUUCCAAGAUAGAAUAGAGGGAUCAUGUUCAUAUGGAAUCCCUGGCCCCUGGCCCGAAUUAGUGACAGCCUUAUAUUAGUCAUUAUUUAUGCAGUUUAUACAUUAAAACAGAAACAAACUUUUUAAAUACAGAAAAUACAGAUCUCGCACAAUGAUCAAGUGCAAAUAGUUCAUCGCAAGGACCCUGGAAGUGGUAGGUGUCUUUCAACAUUUGUUUUGAAAUUGUUAAUAAAUUAAUUCUAUAAAGCUGUGACCACAGCUUUUAAUUCUUGUAACAUUUUUUGCAGACAUUGCAUUUGUGUUUCAAGACCUGAAGUUCUUGAGGGAGGAGGCUGCACUUCUAGACAAUACUUUAGAAUAUCAAAUUGAUACAGGUUUGCACUGUUAAUUAAUUUACAGGUUAUAUUAAUUUCUCAAAGUUCAUGUGUCUUCAAAACAGCAAGAAAUACACAAAUCUGACACUUUGAGACUCUUAUCUUGAAAUUAAUCAUAAUACCACCAGAUUUUCAAGACCUGAUCAAAAUUUUCUCUUAAGGUAUAUGAAUUUUAAGGUACUAAUAUUAAGAAUGUUCUUCAUGGUAACCUGAGAUCAGGCUCUAUUUUUGUUUCACUUUGAAAAUAAUAUUCCAGUGGGCAAGGCAAAGGGUAGCCAUUAGAGAGAAUGUGUGAGAACCGCUAAAAUUGGGCCUGAUCUCAGGUUACUCCAUGGGGGCCUGUCAGCUGUUGUGACUUACUACUUUGAUUGAUGAGCUUUUUUUAAUUUCCUUGUGGUCAGAAAUGCCGAUAAUUAUCUUGAAGAAUGAAGAGAAAAAAGUUUUGCUAAAGGAAAACACUUAUAGCAGUUUACUGAAAAGAAGCUGAAAAAUAAUUUGUAAUGUCUUUUAAUGCGUUAUUAUUUUACUGGUUAUUUGUUUCUGUUGUAGAAGAGGAUAAUUCAGAUGAUGAAGAGAUUUAUCAUCGAGAAAAAAGAUCCCAUAGUGAGGUACAUAGUAUUAUGUUUCUAAGAAACAGCAGUUAAAACAACAUCUGAUUAUUAUUCAUAUGUUAUAGGAGCUGUAGAUCACUAAUUAACAAUUAUUUCAUGAGUACAUGUUGGAUAUGAGGUGGUAGAUAGCCAAGGAAGAACAUAGCGCCGAGUUGCCUAUAAUCAUCUCAUAUCCAACAAGCGCAAGUGGAAUAAUUGUUUUAUUUAAAAUGCCCACAAAAUAUCGAGAAUUCUUUCCAACUUUAUUUGUAAGAACAACUGAUUUUCAGCUUGUUUUUAAUUUUGAACAAACAUGUACAGUUACCAGGGAGAGCAUGGUAUAAUGGCUCAUAUACCAUGAUGGCUGAGCCAAUCAGAGCUCUAGAACUGCAUUAUCCAAUGAUUCAGUUUUUAAUCAUUAGUAACAGACCUCCUGCAGUUUUUCCUGCAAAUGAAUAAUUCAAUAAAUAAAUGAAUAAUUCAUUGUUUAAUUAUUAAACAAGCAAACAAAUCAUAUGAAAAAGGACCUCUUUUGUGGUUCAGUUUUGUCUUUGGUUUGGCAAAGACAUCUAUUCACUGUGUAAGGCAAUUAAGAAAAUCAAACAAAAUUAUCUCAAUACGAUGUUGGAGAGAACAUUAACCAAGGCUGGUUUGAACCACCAGAAAGGCUGGGACAUGCCUGAUUUGUAUGUUUCCUGAUUCUGAUGGGAGGUGGCCAUGGGUAGGGACUAAGCACUCAAAAAUGAAGACAUGUAGCCUUUUUUCACCUGAGCCCCAGUUCCCAAGGUCAAGGUCACUCUGUGAUCUUGCUGGCGGUUUUCGCUGAGUAUAAGGUGAUUCAGUGAGCAAGAUGGACAGUUACUAUGCUGUUGGUAUAUAUGGACAGUUGUCUACACUAUCUACUGUUGCUAUGCUCUUGUUAAGAAGAAUUUUGUUUUAAAUUGAUUUUGUCCUUGGUUUGAAAUUUGUUUUCCUUGCUUCUGAUUCAUUACCCCAAAACAAAGAAAAAUAAAAUUUAAUGCAUGGAUAAAAUUGAACCAGUGCUCGGUAGGAUGAUGUGAAAAAGUUUCACCAAUCUUCAUAAUAAAUUAUGUUGUUGUCCUAGUUUUCUAACCUUCAUAAUUAUACAUUUAUACUCUGUAUUUAAUUAGCAUCAACUAAAUUUUAAAACUCAGAGCAAGAAUUUCAAACACAUUGAAUAUUUGGUUUAAGAAGCUCAAACUUCAACAGCAAUGUAAAAUGAGGUUACAUAACAGAUUAAAGAUUGUUAUGUAUUCUCUGCAGAGGAUUGCAAAUGGCUGAUGCAAUAGGUGUACAGGUUGUUGUAAUCAAAUCAAAUCAAAUCACUGGUUUUAAUAUUCCAUUAUUUUUCUGUCAUUUCCUGCUAUUUCUUCUCACACUUUGCUUCUUGCCAACUACAGUGUACUAGCACCAGUCAGAGCAUUUGAUAGCUUUAUCUCACUGUUAUUUUUCCUUUUCAUUCAGGUCAGUGAUACUGAUGAUGGUCCAAAGGCAAAGAAGAAACAUGCAGAGGUAGCAGGCACGUCUGAUGACAAGAAACCAGCUGACUUAGUAACUCAUAAUUCCAUUGCAGAAACACUUGUAUGUAGCAUCUGUCAGGUGAGAUGGGAAGAUUCAUCAGAUUCUUAAAAAGAGCUCCAUGAACUGAUAGAUUUUUAAAUAUCCAAUGUAGAUUUCUUUUGGUAUAGUGCACUGGAACAUCCAUUUGUCCACAGGAAGCCAAGCUAUGACAGCGCUUUUGGAAGCAUUGCCAAUCAGUGUACAUUUAUUCAUUUUAGCUUGAAACGUUUAACAAGACCUGCAAGCAGUUACAAGCAAAGCUACAUUUUGUAUCAUCUCAAAGUUUUUAGAAAAAAUGUGGUUUUUAAGGUGGUGCAGUGAUUAUAAAGUGACUUUAUUAAAAGCUUGUUUUGCACAAAUACGUAAAUACCGAUCCAUCACAAAGCAAAUUUGCAACAGUCUACAGGUGGCAGAGGUAAAAAUUUGUUUGCAUGUUAGUCACGGUUAAUCUUUACCAUUGAUUCUUGAAAUCGCUCAAGAAUUUUGGCAAUGAUACUUUUAGUUUUUAGGCCAUCACGCAGACGCUAUGAGAAUUGUUUAGCCUGUGACGGGUUUUCGUCACUCAUAAGAGGGUGGUGACCUACCUUUAGAGCAGUAUACUGUCAUAUACACGCUGUACCGUAAAUGAUCUACAGUGUAAUAGACAUUAGAGGCAUCUAUUUGAUUUUAGGAACCCAAGCAAGGGUGUUUAUUAGAUAUGUGUAGGAGGUAGCAUUUAAAAGGAAAGGGAGAUAGGGAGCAUUUUUAAAGAGGGGCAUCUAAUACAAACUUAAAAGCGUAAAAGGGCAUUUAUUUAGACAUGAGAUGUUUAUUUUUUAAGAGAACGUAAAUUACAUUUUAUCUUUUCACCUGCCCUUAGGGCUAAUAACUUUGAUUUUUUCCCAAAUAUUACAGGAUAUCUUCUAUGACUGUGUGAGGUAGGUUGACUGGCCUGGCUAGCUGUCUUAAUAUUUUUUUUCCAAUGCUUGAAGUUCCAAUAUUGAACAAAGGAACAAAUGGAAAAAUCUUCAAUGGUUAGCUUUUGUUGGGAGGGCAAGAUCUGCAUUUUUUCUUUGUACUCCUCAAAAAAAGGAUGCUGAACUAGUCCAAGUAGAUUAAAAAUGUCUUAGUCUGCAAAUGUACAUGUAGGUAAUCUAGAGAUUUUUUACCCUUAAAAUAGUUAUUUAAGAGAAACAAUAGUUUGUCAAAAACUGUUUAUUUUACCUUCCACAAUGAUGAUAGACACACUUUUUUUGGAGGGUGUAAAGGCUUAUUUCUGUUUUGAAUUUGGUUUGUUUUAUUUCUAUUUUUUGCAGUCUGCAGCCCUGUAUUCAUUCAUUUUGUGCAGCAUGUUAUUCACAGUGGAUGGAUAGAUCCAGUGAUUGUCCCAGUGUAAGACACAAGUUGCCAGUUAACAUGAUGUGUACAGUGUAAUUCUACAAAGGCAGUAGCGGUUGCAUUGUUAAAAUUUCUUAUUUGCAUGGAAAUUUCAUUACAGGUUUCUUCCAGUGUUGAUAAUACAUGUGUACAUGUACAUUUAGAAGGAGGUUCUGGAAUAAGGCUCUCUUUAACUUUUGAUAAAAUGCGAGAUUCUCCUUCCAAUUGCCUUGUAUAAUGUUCUUGAUAAUCAAAGAAUCUUGUACAAAUGUACUACACAAACAGUCACUUUAAGUCAUGUACCCCAUUCUUUUUGUUUCUGGGUCACCAAUCCCACAAGUACAGUGUGCCCCUUUCAUAAAACAAAAUUUCCCAAAGGCUACAGAUAGACUGUAUUUGCACAAAGGAUCAGAAAGUGUAUUUAGUCUUAUGCAGCUCCAGUAAUUUAAUAGCAGUUGGUCACUGGACAAAGGCAGACCACAUCCAAUGAAAUCUCAAUCAUUAUAGUCACACAUUUUGUCUGCCAUGGUGUAUUGUGAUUGGUUGCAGGUCCUGUACAUGUCCCCUCCCCAACCCUCUCUCUGCAAACACUGAUUUGGCAGGAAUUAAACAAAAUUUAUUAAACAUAAAGCAUUUUAUGUUCAUGGGACAAUUAUGUUUUUAUUAAAACAUGAAUUAACUAACUAAGAGAUGCAAGUAUGCUGUCAUUUAUCUGACCUGACUUUUUUUUGUUUUGCAGUGUAGGAAAAAAGUUGAAAGAAUAAGUAAAAAUCACAUUGUCAAUAAUCUUGUAGAAGCAUUUCUUAGAGAACACCCAGGUUAGUUUACUUCAUUAUCUUUUGCUAUUACAUUCAUCUUUAUUUGAUAGAUUCUUUUGUAAAGAAAAACAAAAUAUUUUACGUUAUUUUAAGUCAGACUUGUAGCAUUAAUACUUAGCAUUAGUCCAUAUGUUAUCUCUCUUGCAUACUGAGAAAGUUUACAUUCAAGCACUAAAUUAUUCUCAAAAGAAUAUAUAAACAAUAACUAAUUAUGAGAACUUGACAAGUCUUUAACCUUUAUCUUAGUCCUAGACUUUAUUUUAGCCUAAAUCACAUUUCUAUUACUUUAUAAAACACUGUAAUUAUUGAUUUUAUAUUUCCUUAUUUAUUUAGACUUUCAGUGCAUUAAAACUACACAUACUUGUUUUGUUCUACUCACCUAGAUAAGCCCUGCUUUUUGCGAGUUAAGAGCAGUUUUGUAAAUUUCUUUUAAAAAUACUGAAAUAAACUUGAAACUUGAAUAUGUCCCUCUCUAAUCAUCUUCAACAGAAAGACAGCGGCCAGAAGAGGAACUUAGAGAGAUGGAUUCUAAAAACAAAAUAACAGAAGAUAUGGUGGGUUCAUUGCAUGCUUACAGUCUGAAUAAUCAUUAUGUUACAUCUAUUUUACUAACAAUAUUAUUAUGUCUGUUGAGAUUUCAUAAUAGUUAGGCAUUGUUGGUAUUGCAUGUAUAUUUUUUUGGCAUGAAACUUUAACCAUAUGUAUAUGUAAAAUUCUCCUUGGAGGGUCGCCAAUAGGGUUAUUUUAUACCGUCUUGAACCCAACUCAAAGUUUUGCUUUUGAUGGCUACAUGUAUUUUUGGCAUUCAGCAUCCCGUGCAGUACAAUGUACUUUCAAUCCUGAAACUCUUCAGGGCCUUUAAAUAAUGCAAAUUCCAAAUCCUGAAGAAGACUUAUUGGGGGUCCACCUUCUCCUUGAUCUGCAUAUCAAUUUUUUGCAUCAAAUUUACAGGUAUAAUGACAGCUGAAUUCAAUAAUAAUAAUUGCUAAUUGAUGACUGUUGAUUUAAUUUCUCUCGUACUUUUUAUAAGCAAGUCCUGUUAAUGCGUCAGCAAUUCAAAUGAGAAAUUUACCAGAUCUCACUUUUAUGGAGUUUGUUUCCACUUUGCACAAUUAUUUUGUGUUAAUUGUGCCAACUAUUUUUGACAGUUUAUUCUGCACUUCUUGACUUUAUGAGAGUGUACAUUGUUUUUAUCCAGUUUAUUCACUUUUAUUCAUCAAAGAAGUUAUGCAUAGUUUUAGUAAUCACAGUGACUCCAUUAGUGCAAAAAUAUUUACACUGUAUUUGUUCACUAAACAGAACAACCUAUUGAAACUUUGCCCCAAUUCCAAUAUCUUAUUUCUUAAUUGUUAAUUGUAGCUUAGACCAAAGCUUAGGAGAAGGUCGGGUUUAUUUGGAUUUGUUGAUGAUGAUGAUGAUGAUGAUGAUGAUGAUGAUGGGGAUGAAGAUGAUGAUGAUGAUGAUGAAGAUGAUGAAAGUGAAGACACAGAUGAAGCAGAGCCUUGGGGGUAGGAAACAGUAAAGUUUCAUACAGUCAAAUCCCAUGAUAAUUAUAUAGAUUUAGACAAGGCUUAGGGCAGAGCUCCCAUUAAUGAAAAAAACAUAGCAACAAAGAAAUCCAAUAAUUAGAGUUGAGCUUGCGAUCAGUUGAAAACAAGAAACUUGUUAGUGGUAAACUUAAAAAAACAUGUACCAGUAACCUUGAGGGGUCGACUGAGCCCACAGUAUGGUCCGUGAUACUGGUCAGCAGAUACCCUGUUUUGACAGCUGCCAAUUGACUACGACAAGGAUGUGCAAUAUCAGGUGGCAGGCUACCACACUAGCUAGAAAGUGUACCAUUUCACAUUGGUUGCCCUGUGGUGGAGUUGGGCAGAUGGACAUAUGGUCACGUGACUACCAAAAUUUUCUUGGAUGGAUAGGUAACCAAGUGCACAAAAAAAGGACACUGAGGGGGUCAUACAUGUAGAAAAAGUCCAGGUUAAUGGGGUGUCUAUAAUGAGUAGGUUGGAUUUACAGAAAAUAGGAAGGCUUUUUCCCAAGAGACAAAGCAAACUGUCUGUAGUAAUGAGAUGUCCGUAAAGAUGGGUUUCACUGUCUUGUAACACAGUUAAGGAAGGCUGACAAGGGCUAAAAUAUUAUUGAUUUGUUUAUUCAUUUAUUUAUUCAUUUUAUUGUUUGAGCUUCAGGGUUGUGGCUAAAGUAUCAAGUUGCCUUAUAAAUGCAAUUAUUGAAUUAGUUGGAAGGGGAAUUGUACAGUUGGAAGUUCUUUUGGUUCUAUUUUCCUUUUGUUUUCUAUGAAAGUGGCCGGAGUUCAUGCUCAUAGUAGCCAGGGAAAAUCCCCCCCUACCCCCAGCUCUUAUAUAGUGGUAGCCCUGAGCUUGCUGUAUGAACUUACAUUCCUCUAUACAACACACUCUGCAAAUCCUCAGGCUAGACUCAGGUUUGUCUUUUUUUUCAUGAUAUGAACACGAUAGCUUAGUUUGUGACAAAAAAGAAGCUUUUUAAAAUAUGGAACAUAAUGUUUUGAUUGCUUAAGUACUACGGGUUUUAAAACAAUUCAUUAGUUCAUGGUAUUUGUCCCCUCUCCUUCACAAAAACUGCCCGAUCAUAGGUUUAAAUUUACUGUUUUGUAAUGUUAGGAGAACUGUGUGCCAUUAAUGAUUUCCAACCUCAACACUGGUUUGUCAUGGUUCUGUCGUUGACACAUGAAAACAAUAAUAUCUUUACCAAUAAAUAUUAUGAAUCAUCAAAUGUUAACUUUAUUCAUUAUUGUACCAAAGGGCCAUCUAAGUUAGUCUUUCUUAUCCAAACUAUUGGUCAAAUUGUCAAAUUUCUUUUUAUGCAGUAUCUUCUUCAUUUCUGUGAUCUAAGGAUAUAAUUAUAAUUAUUUCUAAACACCAAAAACUAUUUUUCAGCAUGCCCAUCACAAUGUCUUCAACUUCUUUUGGGGGGCUUUUUGGUUUCUCUUCAUCGAGGUUUGUAGCUACAAGAAACCUUCAUUUGAAAAAUUAAUUUUUUCUGUUCAUUCAUUUACCUGAUUAUGUCAGGGUUUAUAUUGUCACCUGAAGAAGGCUUGAUUUAAAACCAUAAUUAUUUUUUUCCUUCAUUGAUAUUGUGGUUAAGUUGAUCAGGGAUUUCAUGAAUUGCAAAAUAAUUGAUUUUAGAAUGACUUUCCAACAUCAGUCAGAAUAAGAACUUUUCUUGUUUUAUUGUAUUUUUAUCUUUGUACAAUCCGGGUCUAAAUCCACUUUUAAAAAUUUUGCUGGAAUUUUGUGUCUUUUGCAUUCUUGAUUUUUGCAUUUAGUAAUAGUAAUUCAACAAUGUUGAGAGGGAAAUCAAUAUGAAUAAGUAAUACAUGCAAAUUUUAAUAAUUGUCAUUUAAUUAUUAUUAUUUGUGCGUGUACAGUCAACUCUCUUGUACACUGUAGAUGGACACUUUUACGACCAGCAACAUUACAACAACAACAUCAUCAGUUUUUUCAGUUUUCAAAUAAUUUAAGACUAUCUUACCCACAAUUAGCAGAGCUAUUCUACUGUUAGUAAUAAUAAUAAUAAUAAUUAAAAAUAUUAUUUAUAACGCGCCUUUUCCAUGCAAAUAUGAUCAAAAGCGCGUAACACGUAAAUGUUAAAAGAAAAUAAAAGCUAAACUGAGCAAAAUAAUUAAGGCUAAGAAUAAACAACGCUAAAAAUUAAAUGAAGAUAAAAAUUGCUAAAUAUAUUACAUAGUAGGUUAAAAAAUUACAUAUCAAAAUCUAGUCUAAAAAGAUGCGUUUUAAGUAAAGAUUUAAAACGUUCAAAAUUGUCCUCAAGACGGAUGUUAAGGGGCUGAUUGUUCCAUAAAUAAGGGGCAGCAGAUGAAAAAGCACGAUCCCCUAAAGUCUUUUUCUGUUUUAAACUAGGAUACUUUAAGAUAAGACCGCUGGCUGAACGGAGAUUAUAGCGCGGCUGUUCUUUAAUAGCAAUCAAAUUGAUCAAGUAACCAGGCGUGUGACCGUAGAUAGCUUUAAAAGUAAAAAGAAGUAUUUUAAAAUCAAUACGAAAUUUGACAGGAAGCCAAUGUAAUGAACAUAGUACUGGUGUUAUGUGACUGUAGCGAGGGACAUUAGAUAUAAGCCGAGCAGCUGCAUUCUGCAAGCGUUGCAGUUUAAGUAGAUGAACAGAGGGUAAACCAAAUAAAAGGCUGUUGCAGUAAUCUAUACGACCAAUGAUAAAAGCAUGGACCAAAGUUCGUGCAGACUCCUGGGACAGAUAUUUUCGGAUACGCCGAAUAUUGUAUAAAUGGAAAAACCCAGAUUUACAAGUUUUGUGGAUCUGUUCCUGGAGAUUCAAGUUAGAAUCGAACCAUGUCCCUAAAUUUCUUGCCACAGUGACAGGAGCAACGUCAACGCUUCCUACGGUAAGGCAAUCAAUAUUUACUUUGGAAAGUUUUUGUUUUGUACCAAUCAACAUGAACUCAGUUUUGUCAUCAUUAAGUUUGAGCUUAUCCGUAAGCAUCCACGUACGAAUGUCCGUUAUACAGCGUUCCAUGGCAGGACUAAACGACAGGUAAAGCUGAGUGUCAUCGGCAUAGGCAUGAGCUUCAGGUAGAUGGUAUUUGAUGACUUCAAACAGUUUGCUGGAAUAAAUGGUAAACAACAAUGGCCCCAGACACGAUCCUUGUGGAACGCCAUAAGGAAGCGUAAAACUGUCAGAUGUAAAGCCAUUUAGCGAGACUCGUUGAGACCUGUUGUCAAGAUAAGACGUAAACCAAUUAAGGGCGAUGCCAUUAAUGCCGAUACUUGACUUAAGACGAGCAAGGAGGAUAUUGUGGUCAACAGUGUCAAACGCUGCGCUCAAAUCGAGGAAAACUAGAAGAGUUACAUGCUUGCGAUUCAUAUUCAUGAGAAUGUCAUUUUGUACCUUCAGUAGCGCUGUUUCUGUGCUGUGACCCUUUCGGUAAGCGGAUUGCGAGGUUGGAUAAAGGGCAAAUCGACUCAUAUGACUGUGAAUUUGGUCGAAAACAGCGCGCUCUGUCAAUUUUGAUAUAAAGUCCAAGUUACUGACAGGGCGAAGGUUAUUCAACUGCGUCGGGUCUAAGCCAGGUUUCUUAAGGAUCGGAGUAACCAGAGCUUCUUUCCACUCCUCCCUCAGAGAAAUGGCCGCAUGAUAGCGAAAGAUUUAUAAUUCGUGAAAUAACAGGCAACAGCAGGUCAAGGCAGCCAACAACCAGAGAAGUUGGCGUCGGAUCCAACGGGCAGGACUUCUUAGCAGACUUACGGAUGAGCGCGGAGACGUCGUUUUCCGAGAGUGGUUGAAAGGAAUGAAAAGCAUGCGCAGCAUCUACUUCCUGAUCAGGAGGUAGCGCAUUGCGCGCGCUUGGAUCGAUGUCUACGACGUCAAUAUCAAAACGAAUUCUAUCUAUCUUUCGAACGAAAAAACCGCCGAUGUCAUUGGCUAGUUUUGAUUUGUCCUGAUAAUUAGGAAACGAAAACUCCUCUUUCUUAGCAAGGAGUUGUUUGGUUGCUCUGAAUAAUCUUUUAUGGUCUGUGCUAUUCUGAUCAAUAAAGUUAGUGUAAAAUGCCUGCCUGGCCUGGUUCAUGAGGUACGUCACGUGGUUUCAGUAAGACUUGAAAAUAUUCAAGUCAGACACAGAUCUCGUUCUCCUCCAGGUUCUCUCAGCCUUACGUCUCAAGCGUUUAGCGUCCUUUAUCUCGUCGUUGUACCAAGGCACUGCAGGUCUAACUUUCACAGUCUUAGUCUUAAGUGGGGCGUGACAAUCAAUUACUUUAGAAAGUGUAGUGUUGUAUCUGCGUACAAGAGCAUCCAGGUCACGUGGAUCUUCUGAGUGAAGAUGCACUUGCAGAUCCGGUGGAUCACUACAUAACAAGGAGUCAGAUAAGUCCCGCUUAAGAGAUUCAAGAUCGACGGAUUUCAGCUUUCUGUAGACAACGUUCUUAGUAGUCAUGCAAGUGUACAAUAAACAGAUGCGUGGUCAGAGAUAAAGCAAUCAACUACAGGGACCUUAUUGAAGAUGUCAUCGUUGGAACGGGUGAUAACGAGAUCAAGUGUGUGACCAUGAAUUUGCGUUGGCUCAGUGAUGUGUAGCUGGAGGCCAACAGACUGUAAAAGAUCUAGUAGUUUGACUGAAUCAGGAUCAUGGGGGACAUCAACGUGAAUAUUAAAGUCACCAGCAAACACAAGAUGCUCUUUGGAGAGAAGUAUGGAUUUUAGGUAGGUAGAGAACUCCGUGAAGAAAUCAUUAGUUGAGACUCUGUGAUCAGCUGAAUAAGGUGGACGAUAAAGAAGGACAAGCCGAAGAUUGAGCGAAGGUGAUGAGAUUGUCCAUUCGGAGUAUUCAAAGGAUUCUUUCUCGCCAGUAUCAAUCCUUCUGACAGAUAGCGAAUCACGGUAUAUCAAGGCCACUCCGCCACCACGACGACCAGUACGUGGGCGAUCAGAAAUUUUGUAUCCGACCGGGCUGACCGGGCACAAUUCAGCUCGCACAGCAGCGUCGUCAGUAGUCAGCCAAGUCUCAGUGAUCGCAACAAGGUCAGCCUUACAGUCGCAUAUAUAAUCAAAAAGGUCACCAGUCUUAUUUUUAACAGAACGAGCAUUUAGCAAGCACAGCGACAAGUGUUUGUCUGCUACAAUCGGAGCCAAGGCAGAAUAACGACGAACGCUAAUUAAAUUGCUAAUAUUCCGCGACGAAGAUGACAGUUGAGUUUCAUGGUUAUGACUACUGCGAGUUGAAACAAUCACCGGGAUUCCUUUUGGUCCAGGAUUCAAUUUAAAUACCAAAUCACCAAUUAGCAAUGGAUGGAACGAUGCCGAUGUGUUGGAAUAAUAUGCACAAGGACACCUGUAACGCCUGAUCCUAGGCCGUCUGAAGAAUAUAGGAUAAUUAGCCGGUAUAUACACCAAACAAGCAUUGCUAUGAUGAGAAGGUGCGAUGGUGUUGUUCCAACACCAACAAGACAAUGGGUAAUCAACAGCAAUUCCGUAAGCAUUGUUCACAGGCUGGGCCAAGCAACGUAGAUUUGUCAGAGUCGGCAAUGUAGAGCAAGGUAAAACCGACUUUUUUUCUCCGAAUUGCUUGAAUCCAAACUCGAAAUAACUUCUGCAGAGGUACCGAACUGUGACAAGUUGCUUUAGAUAUUCUCCGUCAGGAUAAAGGCACUGAAGGGGUAGUAGAAAGAGCAAAAAACCGCAGAUGGAAACAACACGUCCGUCCUUCAUUGUAUAUUCAGAGUCAUAUUCAGUGUAUAUUCAUCGAUAUUCAGAGUCAUUCAGAGUCAUUAGUGGACAACAAUAAAAUAGUUGUCUCCAAAAAGAAAGUAACUGUAAGUAAAGAGAAAGCAAUUGGAAAUAAUAAUAGUACAUGGUAAAACUGUGACAAGUACGACACUAAAAUAAAACUAUAGAUAUAAGGAAGGAAAUCACUUAAACUGAAUAAGGAGUUGAGGUAGGAACUGGUAAUGGCACUCAUAUUAGCCUGUUCCAGGCGUUCAGAUAGUAGAGCGCGGCAGUAAGUGGGGAGCGAGUUAAGUUGUACUAUCUGAACGCCUGGAACAGGCUAUACUCAUAUAAACAUACACCUCCUCAGACUCCAAAGCCUUGACCAGUUAUGUAUUAGAGAGAUGUCCGUCUUACUGAAAGUCAAAAAAUGGAGUAAAGAAAGGUAGAGACCAACUCUAUGUGUCCGUUUUACACUGGUGUCCGUCUUAUAGAGGUGCCUGUUAAGAGAGAGUCAACUGUACAUGACAAACUGUAUUUCAGUAACAGCUUCUGAAUGCUUAUUAUGGAAAGAGGUUAUGACUUAUUUCAUUUUUAAAACAUUACAGGCCCGCUCCCACAAGCUGUAAGCUGUGCCCUGAUUACAUUUCACCUUCUGUUGCAUCUGGUGCCUGUGCUGCCAGCAUUGGUGAAAGUGCCAGUAAGUUACCUGAGGUCUCUGAAAUAUUAACUUGGGAGUUAAGCUUUAGAAAGGUCCACAAAUUAAGGAAUAAUAAUAUUGAUUAAUAAUAUUAAAUAACCAAAUAAUUAAUGAAAAAUAUAAAUUGAUAUUAAUGAUUUAAUUAAUUAAUUGUAACAACAACAAAAUUCUUAAACCUGAUUGGCUAUCAGCUGUCGUAAUUUCAACAUUAAUAGGACAUUGAAAUAGGACAGUAUGUGUCAUGUCUAAGUAACUGGACAGUAUGUGCUAUUACAUGUGUGCACUUGAAUGGUAUUUAAAUUUUUUCAUUGUGAUUAUAGGCUGAAUUGAACUCCACUCAGUCCUAUUUCUAUUAUUAAUAACAUUAUUAUAUCGGUAAUUCUGUAAGAAUAGAUUAUUUAAUUUUGGAGGGCAACAUAGAAAUAACUGCCCAAAAUGAUGAAAUGUACUGUACCGGUGUUUAAAACAACAACAAUACCAAGGUCAAAGCCAAAGUCAAAGUCAUGUAUAUUUUCAGUAAAUCCUUGGAAUAAUUUUGUUUACUAGGAUGACUAAUAUUGAAUGGUAACUAAAUAUGAGUCAUUUGAUUAUUUCCAUUCGAAGUGAACUAGGCCAUCUUGACACACAUUCUUUAAGCCCAACCUCAGAAUUACGCUAUGGCAGAAUCUUAUAUUAACUGUGAUUGCCUUUACAUGAAAUGAACAGCCAGCCUAAUCGAUAUUUUUAUUUCCUAAGGUUCUGUUAGCAGUGAUAUUCAUAAUUUUCAGUUUAUAUUUUGGUUCAAGACAGAUCCACAUGGUCUGAUCCAGGUGAUUUUAUUAUCGUUCAACACUUAAAACAAUGAUACUGUUUUUCAGGUACAUCAACGAGCAUAACCCUCCCAGACUACACAUGUAGUCUAGAUCAAGUGCAUGUGGUGUGUCAUUGCUGUAUACAGCUCAUGCCAUACGACUGGCCUGACUCAAUAAUAGCAAGCGUACCAGCACAGAAAUGUAAGUUUGAGCAACGAUUAAGGCAUGGCAUUAGUUCUGUGUAUUUGAGUUAAUCAGUUCAAUUUUAAACUAAGUAUCUUUAGCAAGUCAUUUGUUGUCCAUCAUCGUAGAUACUCUAAGAGAAAUCAUAAAUAUUUGACCUAGCAACCUCUGCAUUGGUAGACCAAGCCCAAACUGUGGUGAAAGAUAAUAGGGAGUUUACGCAAUGACGUUUUGAAGGACUUCUUGCUCUCUGGAGCCAUGAUUUAGGAAAAGUUUGGGCAAAUCAUCUCUUUAAGAGUAAAGACACUUAGCAGUGCUUAGUCAUGUCAAAUCAUAUUAAAAGAGAAAAAGGCUUAUUUCCGGUUGACAUGCAAUGUUCAAAAACAUCGCUGCUUAAACUCCCUGUUAGACUACGAGUAGUCCCCCAUUUUUCCUCAGGGAUAGUAGAGCGAGCGAAACGCGAGCGCGCGUGAAAAUCACCCUACGCGAGAAAAGGCAACACGCGGCUCGCGUGGGGUGAUUUUCACGCGCGCUCGCGUUUCGCUCACUCUACUAUCCCUGAGGAAAAAUGGGAGACUACUCGUAGUCUAACUCCCUGUUGACCAGUGCUGAAGAGUGCUGAGGAGUAAGAGGUUUUUUUCACACUUACAUGUAUCAAAAAGUAAUCGGCUCCUGGUAUCAUCCAUUGCACGUCCUUCUCUGCCCCAUCCUGGACAUCGCCUUGUUUGAGAGAGGCAUGUCUUAUUGCAAUACUUUACACUGUAAGCCAGAAUGUUUGAAUAUUAUUCUUUAUUUUUAUACAGUAUUUUCUUUUUUUUUUCAAUUUCGUCAGGUGAAAUAUGUUCAAAACAUUAUUGUCAUCUUUUAUUUGGUUGCCGCAAGGCUGGAUGUCUAGGAUGCCUCAAUAAAUUUAAAGGUACACUGAUGUAUCCUCAAUGUUGGUUUCAGAUUUCCUGUUUUAUGGUACGAUUUAUUAUGAAAAAAACCAUUUUAGUUCACGUUAAAAUAAGAAAACAUUGAGGGUCUCUCUCUCUCUCUCUCUCCUUGGCCUUUCCUUAGAGGAGGGGAGGGGUGGGAGUUGAAGGUACAGCUUUUUUAAAAAACGCUUCUGACUAGAAUAGUUAUCAUAGCCCUUCAUGAAAAAGUGCGCUGUCCAUACAGUGGCCGAUUUUUAAAUUGAGUUAUUCAAACUGUCCACAUUCAAUUUGUACCAUUUGUAUCAGCUAUGUUGCUAGCUGGUUCUAAUUUUUGGGAUUUUUUCAGCCAUCCGCAAAAAUAAGUGCCCGCAAAUAAAAACUUUUUACCACAAAAAUUUACUCCAGUGUAAUUCGCUACACAAAAAUACAGUACUAAGAAAUCGUCUGUUAGAUUAUAACGUGCCUCUUUCGUUCAGAAACAAAGCGGUUUGCAAUGAAAUACUGGUUUUACAUAGUACAAGGUACGCAUACAGUAGUUUGUUUAAAAAUAUGUUUUUCUAUUGCACGCACUCAGUGAAAAACGAAAUAUUAUCAAUACUUAACCUGAGAUCAGGCUCUAUUUUCGUUUCGCUUUGAAAAUUACAUUCCGGCGGGCAAGGCGAAAGGAAAAGAGAGCCCCAAUUUUAGUGGUAGCCGUUAGAGAGAAUGUAUGAGAACCGCUAAAGUUGGGCCUGAUCUCAGGUUAAUCAAUACUGGGUAAUGGACACUUUCUGAAAAUCGAAAAAUUAAUUCCGAGCAAGAAAAACCAAUCUGUCCUAAUCGCAAAAGUUAGUUGCCGCAAAACACAAAAAUUGCUAAUCCGCAAAAAUAAACUCCCGCAAAAAUUUCGUGCCGCACGGUAUAUAUUAUACUUUGUCCUAUUAUUUUUGAAGAUGUAUUUUGUUUUACCAAUGUUGGUCAAUGUAGAACUGUUUCAUUCAGAUUGUGACCUUUGAAUAUGUUCUUGUUUGCUUAAUUUAUGAGUGGUUAAUUCCACUGAGAAAAACACGCUAUCUUCGUUGAGAAUUAAAGCAAAGCAUUCUAUUUAAUAGAGUUGAAGAGUAAAUGAGUUUAUUUGGUAGAGGGCAUUACUUCGAGUGGAUACGUUUGAAGCCUACAAUUUUCUGUUAGCACCUUAAUCUUAAGCAAAACUGAGGCCUCAAGAAAAAACAAUUAAAAAUGUUUUUCAAGAGCGCUUGCUACCUGUUAUCUCAACGUGUGCACGGCUUUCUCCUCCCCCGCCCCUGUCUGAUCUGCUGGUGGCUUUGUCUUAACAUUACAACAGAUUUUAUUCCUACAAGAGCAAAUUUUUUAUUAUUUUAAUUUCAAAUUCGUUUCAGACUUCAAGGUUGGAGAAACCAAUCUUUCAUCAUUGAUAAACAACAACCCUUAUGAAUCCAGAAUACUAAAGGUAAGGACAGAUUUCAUUCAGGUUUACAUUCCAGUAGUUUAUAUAUAAGUGAUUAAAAGUUAUUAUUCUUUAGAUCAUUGCCAAGAAAAAUCUGGUUUGGAUAAUAUAACAUAACAUUUCACAAAGUUUUUUUUCUAGAUUCUUGACCCUUCAAGAAUAUAAAUACAGGGCUGUUUCCUAAGGCCCGGGGAUCCGGUGAUUUUCCCCGGCUGCUGCAUGUGAGCGUUAUCCCUGGAUACUUUCAUAGGAAAAAAAUGACAAUAGACCCCAGAGAAGUUUCUAGCUUUUCAGUUCCCCGCCUACACGUACUUAAUGCAUUUACCCGGUAAGGCCAAGUCCUACUGUCAUCCCUGUUAAUAAGUGGUUUAGUUUAACAAGCUCUAGGCGUGUUUCUUCAGAAAUUUGAUUCAAAUUAGUUUGGAAGAUAGGGCUUUGCUUCUUCUCCCAUAAGCGAUUACCUCACUUAACGCGACAAUCUAUCCAAACACUAUUUUUCCCAGUGAAAACCCUAUAAUAAGAACCUCUCGUAAGCGAGGGCGACCACCUUUGGGGUGAUGAUUUAUAAUGCGACCAUUUGACGCACUAUGGUUUGCAGUAUGUACUACACUACUAAGAGCAUACGAAGAGCUUUUAACCAUAACAUUGAACUACUCGUAUCUUGACUGACAAAUUGCAUGUAAGAAAUACUAUACUACCAAAAAGUUAAUGUCUCGGGACCUCUUCUUGAAAAAGAUUCUUGAAGUUUGUUUCCGUGUGGAGCAAGGGUAGCGGAGUGGUGAGAGCACUCGCCUCCCACUAGGGGUGUAACGAUCCAUAUUCCUUGCGAUUCAAUAUUAUUCAAUUCGAUUUCGAUUAUUGUCUUUCGAUUUCGAUUAUUUCGAUUCUAUUAUGUAAAUGUUUCUUAAUUCUUAUAACAUGCAACCCUAAACCCUCAAUUUGAGAAUAGUAACAGCGACAGGAGGAUUCACAGUCGCUUGGUUCGUCGCCAUGUUUGAGAACCUGACAAAGAUGGUUUGCGUUAUUUGGAAAUUCUCAAGGGGUGGUUGAAGGACAGCAUUUUUACCAGGCAACAUAAAAUGGCGCACGAACUGCUAUCGUCUUUGCUCGUCAAUCAAAAACGCACAUUUUAAAGAGUUCUGGAUUCUGAUUUUACAAUAUAACAACUUCACUGAGGGCACCCUAGAAAAGGUAUGCAAAAAUCGAAGCAAAAUCGAAAUGUGGAAACAAAGAAUCGUGAAUCGAACCGAACGGUCAUAAUCGCGAAUAAUCGAGAAUUCGAUUAAUCGUUACACCACUAUCUCCCGCCAAUGUGGCCAGGGUUCGAAUCCCGACGUCGACGCCAUAUGUGGGUUGAGUUUGUUGUUGGUUCUCUUCUUUGCUCCGUGAGGUUCAGUUUUCUCCGGGUACUCCGGUUUUCCCUUCUCCUCAAAAACCAAUACUUUUAAAUUCCAAGUCGAUCUGGAACGCACGGACAUAUUUAAACGAGUUCAUAAGAACUCCUAAGUGCUUCGUGGGCAAACAAAUUACAAUUUACGUUUUUUUAAUUCUGGUAAUCAACCACCUCCCGCAAGCGACCACUAAAUAUUUUUAUUUUGGGUGGUCGCUUUAGAAGGUUUGUUUGUACUAACAAUAUGCUACAUGCUCAUCACUGUUAAAGUAGAGAAAUGUUAUUUUGCUUUUGUGUCAACAGGAUUAUCUGACAGAGCAAAGCCUUAGCAAAGAAGACUUGGUACAAAAAUGCCUUCAAAAGUUGGAUGCUAAAGAGUACUCCACCAUUGGUAAGAUAACAUUCACUUCAUCUUGGGAGACACCUGUCAAACGGUGCCUGAGUUAGACAUGAUAACAGCGGCUAUGUCAGGCUGUUUGUUGCUUUUUUGCCCAGUUAAAUUGUUUCUUCGCGUCAGUUGGGUAACUAAAAUAGUUUUAUUAUUUGAGCCUAUAUUUAGGUACUAAAACUGUUUCCUGUCGACUAUUGCUUUCUAUGACAAGAAUGGUAAUGGAUUGUAUCUUUAAAAAAAUUGGGCAAAUUUUAUCAAGUUUUAAUGCCAUGUCUACAAAAAUCACUACAUGCAAACUCCAACAGCAGACAGUGUAAAUAUGACUCUUAACAGGAGAUUUUUGAUUGUAUGCUCGAUUUUUAGAUGGGGCGUCCCACAAUCUAACAUCCUCCACAGUUCUCUGCUACAGAUGUGCACUUCGUAACCUACAGGAGCUCGCGUACCAGUUUCGCCGUGACAUUCCGAGGGAUCAGUUACCCGGU
Molecule: messenger RNA, 19960 nt
Organism: Porites evermanni
Lineage: Eukaryota; Metazoa; Cnidaria; Anthozoa; Scleractinia; Poritidae
Source: the annotation of a GenBank genome assembly